AUGUCGUCGCCACUGGCUGACCUCUACCAGCGAUACAAGAUCGGAACGAAGCGAGUGGAGCAAUGGCUCACCAAUCUGGCUAAUCGCCAAUUGCAUACCCGCGAUGGAGCCACGUCCACCAAGCCCAUCAGCGUACCAACAGCUCCUGCGGAACUCAAUAGUACCAUUAUCGUGCUCGAGGAUGUCAUCGCGGGCCGCCGCGAGUACGGACUGUGGCACCGACUACGAAUUCGAGACAAAGACGAAGCUUACAUACGGGAGACGGCUUCGCACGAGCAUUUUGUGGAUGUUCUUGCCGAGAUUCUGACCAGGCUUAAGAAGAUACAGAGUGCCUGUCAGCGACCGUUCAAAAGCCAGCGUGGCAAAAAGAAGGGCGGAAAGGGCAAGAAAGAAGCAACUCCAAACACAUCCACAGUCAGCACGGAUGAUAUCGAAGGAACUGUGCGAUCUUGCAUUUACUCUGAUCCUGAGCCCGAACAGGUCGACUCCUUGACCAACAAGAUGACCGAUGCCACGUUCGAAGAAUCAGCUGCCAAACCACAAACCAGAGUCAAGAUCGAGCUGCAGAGACCAGAAGACGAGGACAUGUUCGCAUUGUGGUGCUUUCUGAAGGAGUGCCACACGGUACGAUUGUACCUACGGUCCAUCUGGCAGGAAUACUACGCCGGCGAGCUCAGCCUCCUCGUAGCCGCAGAGGUGACAGAGAGUGUCUUCAUCAUGCUUUCUCAAGCAGCUUGGGGGUUUACCUUGGAUUACCCGCAAUUGUCUUCUUUCGACCAAGUGGCUGACAGGCUUCAAAUCCGCGCUCAAAUACGAGGAUCUGACAUCCAGUCAUUCGCAUAUGAAGGCAACGAUGACGCCAAAGACUCGAUGGAUACAGCACAAGCCGUCGAACUGCUGUGCAUUCCUGCCUUCGCUGCGCUUCAGACGCUAAAAGAGGCACUCCGAGCCUUCAAAGACCUCGAAGAAGACAUGCAAGAGCUGUUGGAAGUCUCCGAUUCUUAUCAUAUGCUCAACGACAAAAUGAUGACCGCACUGCUUAAGACGGGCAAGAAUUUCGACUUCUUCACUUCUGGCUUCAUUGCCAGAAUGCACUGCCGAAAGACGCAGCUUUCCAUUGAUGAAGUCAUACAAUACCAGUUGUACAUGGACAUUUUGGAUGGUCGCAAAGGCCUAACAAACGAGAUCGGUACUCUCUGCACGCUGAGGGAUUAUGUCCACGGCUCGACCGGUCACUACGAAGCACAGGCGCCCUCGAUGAUGGAAGCUUGCGGCGUAACUUAUGAUGAAACGCCUACGUUCCGGCACUCAGGGCUCCAGUUCUGUCAAGAUGUCCUAUUCAAGAACCCAGAAGACGAGGAAAAGAAGAUACUGAUUCGAGGACCGGCAGCGCGCAACCUGCCAUAUAUUGCCGAGCUCUGCGCAAACUUUCCAGUGCUGUGCGGUCGAGCAUCAAACUACCUGCUGCGGCAGCACCACGUUGAUGGUGUCGUAGCAUGUCGUCAGCAUCCGUUUGUGGUGGCGCUUGCACACUUAUACCGAGCUUCGCUUGAGGCUGGUGUUCUCCGCCGUAGGUGGAGGGACCUGGACCAUGUCAUCGAUAUACUUGGCCCGGUCAAUCUUGGUUUCAUAGGGAUGCUCGGAUCACAUGCCCCGGUCAUCGUAUCUGCUCGUCGAUUCGGGAUGGCGUUCGGGAUUCCGGCCGCUGAAUACAGCAAGGAGCAUCGAAACCGGCGGAACCAGAAGUCAAACAGGCUUCCACUGCCCCAGACCAAUCAUGUGGCGAAGGAGAGAGACAAGACCGACCUGCCAAAGUCGCCCUGCGCCAACGCAAUGCUACAGAGACACGAGACGGGAGAUCUGUUGGAUCUCCUAUCAGACGCCAGCAUUGAGGUCGACCAAGAGGCUCGCAAGCAGUGGGCAGCAUCUAAGACGCUCGACAUCACGACCCUCCUCGGAGUACUGAAGAAGCAAAUGAUCGAGGAAGAGAAGUUGGCCUGCUUUGACCUACACUGCUUCUCUGUGCAGUCUGGCCGGCGACUAUGGGUCAUCAAGAACGAGUUCGACGGGGACUUCAACCUGAUCGAAAUGGUCGAUGAGAUUCUGUGGGCCUCCGUCGGCGCUCAAUCAUUAGACCAGACCCUCCUCGGCGGCGUCGCUGCGGGAUUCGAGGCCACGAUCCAGAAGUACGACAGCAACCUGCUAGACUCCGGGGUACUGCUCGCAGAGUCAUUGAAGUUCCAAGACGAGGACUUCGAGGAUCCCAUUUUGGGGGAUCUCAAGACGAGUCUGCUGCAAGGCACGCCAGGGGUGGCCAUGACUGGUAGCAAGGUCAAGCUCUUGUUCCAGAAGCUUCCGGCAGAUGAGAGGAAGGCGGCGAUGGACACGCUGUAUAAGGAUCCAAUGGCUGAGAACGAGGUCGCGGCCGAAUGA
Messenger RNA from Zasmidium cellare ATCC 36951, 2433 nucleotides. RefSeq lists its product as uncharacterized. Bases 1 to 2433 code for a protein of 810 amino acids. The record is from RefSeq and is a predicted model, not a curated record. The transcript is spliced from 5 exons. Lineage: Eukaryota; Fungi; Ascomycota; Dothideomycetes; Mycosphaerellales; Mycosphaerellaceae.